ACGUGGUUGAUGUCUAUUGAAGAGGAGAAAACUGCACGUCAAGAAGAAGCCGAGUUGUUAGUGCGCACAAUUAAUCUUUGGGGUGGCCAUCUUGUAGAUGAUGAGAUAAUAGCCAAUGUAGAUUACAAGAAUAUACCUAACAUUACCAAUAAAGUCUGUUACGAGCUUCAAAGUGGAAAGGUGUCUGGUAUCAACGGCAACUGGAAUCACAAUGGAAGCUCUCACCCCAAUGAGGUUGAAUCGGACAUGGAAGAACUUGUAAAAUUAGUGUUAGAUAAUUCCUCGUGCGGCAUAAAUAAAGAUAUGAAGAAAACAUUUUUAGCAGUGGCAAAGACCUUCUACUAUACUCAGAGAGGGACCCACGUGUUGGUAUUUCUUAUAUUAUUGCCAAUUAAAUUGUCUGGUACUUCCUCCAAAUUUAAGAGAUCGAGUUUCAGUGGUGGAGGUCUCAGCGCCGGCGAUGGCACUGAUGAAGGAGAAAAUGAUAUGGGCUUGGCAUAUAGUGUAAACAUGGUUGGAGGACUAAGACCCUGA
Molecule: messenger RNA, 534 nt
Organism: Lycium ferocissimum
Lineage: Eukaryota; Viridiplantae; Streptophyta; Magnoliopsida; Solanales; Solanaceae
Product: copal-8-ol diphosphate hydratase, chloroplastic-like
Exons: 4
Coding region: 10-534 (174 amino acids)
Source: RefSeq, a predicted model, not a curated record